Messenger RNA from Cercospora beticola, 501 nucleotides. RefSeq lists its product as uncharacterized. The record is from RefSeq and is a predicted model, not a curated record. NCBI's taxonomy places the organism in Eukaryota, Fungi, Ascomycota, Dothideomycetes, Mycosphaerellales, Mycosphaerellaceae.
AUGACGGCUCGCAAGAACUCUGCCGCUCUUUGGGGCUUCACCCAUUCCUCCUACGAACAAUCGAGCGAUGCCGCCGCAAACAGCAACUUCGCACAGCUGAACAUCCUGCAGCAGAUGAAGAACCACGCCGAAGCUGCCCGAAAAGACCGACUCGCAACCGAAGCUGCUUUGAAGAAGACGCUCAAGCUCAGCGAGCAAGCCGCCGUGGACAGAAAAGUCGCGGAGGAAAUCUGGCAGAAGAUACAAUACCACGAAGGCUACACCGCCGCGUGCGCAGACCGAGCAGAGUACUCGCUGCAGGGAGCGGAAUACCACGGUGGCCAAGUCUCUCAUAUGAGCGCGGGUAUUGCAGGACAGCUGAUGGCCUCGAGCUCCAACGCCGAUAGCGCGAGGAGUGCUGCCGCUGCCGCUCAGCGGUCCUCUACCAGCGCAGCGCGGUCUGCUGCUGAGGCCGCUCAGUCUGCAGCUACUACUAUCAAAAUGCUGGAGGGAAGCUAUUGA